UCUGGAAGGUGGCGGUAAUGCACCUACAAGUUGUUUGCCAACCGCCAUUAAACAAAAGAAGAAGAAACCGAUGACUUCCUGUCAAGAUGGCGCUGAGCAGAGGCUACAGGAGCGUGUGGAGGACAUGUAGCGGGCUGGUCGCGCGGUACCCUCUCUGGUACGGCUCCGCGAGAGAACACGGCUCUGAUAGCGGGCAGCUGAUUCCUCGAACCUCGCUGAGCCGUCCUCCGUGGCCGGAUCCGGUCCCCGUGUGUCCGGAGGAGGAGCGGCGCCGGCACGCGGAGGUGGUGAGCAUCGUGCAGCAGCGGGUCCAGAGGCAGGACUUCGGCCGGCUCUUCGCCGUGGUGCACUUCGCCAGUCGCCAGUGGAAGGUGACCGAUGAGGACCUGAUCCUGAUCGAAAACCACUUCGACGCGGAGUGCGGGGACCGGAUCCGCAUGGAGAAGGUGCUCCUGGUCGGGGCGCAGGACUUCACCCUGGUGGGCAGGCCUCUGCUGGGGAAGGACCUGGUCCGGGUCGAAGCCACCGUCAUCGAGAAAACCGAGUCGUGGCCCAAAAUACUCAUGCGGUUCAGGAAAAGAAAACGGUACAAGCACCAAAAAACCAUCAUUCAGCCCCAGACUGUUCUGAGGAUCAACACCAUCCAGCUGUACCCUGGGCUCUGCUGACCGGACCGGACCGGACCGUCAGAGCCUGGUGUCUCAUCAGUUUGUUCUGAGGAUCAACACCAUCCAGCUGUACCCUGGACUCUGCUGACCGGACCGGACCGGACCGGACCAUCAGAGCCUGGUGUCUCAUCAGUUUGUUCUGAGGGAUCAACACCAUCCAGCUGUACCCUGGGCUCUGCUGACCGGACCGGACCGGACCGUCAGAGCCUGGUGUCUCAUCAGAUUCUGAAGUGCUUCAGAGCACAAACAGUUUUCAUUUGUCUGAUCUUUAAAUAAACCCACAGAAAGCAGA
Molecule: messenger RNA, 960 nt
Organism: Austrofundulus limnaeus
Lineage: Eukaryota; Metazoa; Chordata; Actinopteri; Cyprinodontiformes; Rivulidae
Gene: mrpl21
Product: mitochondrial ribosomal protein L21
Biological process (GO): translation
Cellular component (GO): mitochondrial large ribosomal subunit; ribosome
Molecular function (GO): structural constituent of ribosome; RNA binding
Source: RefSeq, a predicted model, not a curated record